This is a messenger RNA of Epinephelus lanceolatus (giant grouper), 3818 nucleotides long. RefSeq names its product HNF1 homeobox Ba (gene hnf1ba). Gene Ontology annotation, molecular function: RNA polymerase II cis-regulatory region sequence-specific DNA binding; DNA-binding transcription factor activity, RNA polymerase II-specific. Gene Ontology annotation, biological process: liver development; insulin secretion; regulation of transcription by RNA polymerase II. NCBI's taxonomy places the organism in Eukaryota, Metazoa, Chordata, Actinopteri, Perciformes, Serranidae. Gene Ontology annotation, cellular component: nucleus. The record is from RefSeq and is a predicted model, not a curated record.
CGGGCCUUAUUCAGUGGAUUUACAUAAGGCUCCCAUCAGCCGGCCCACUCAUUACCACGUUUUAUAUCCCCUUGCACUCAGAAAGCAUCAUGACAAAGUAGCUCCAUCCUCCCCUUCAACAGGGAAGUGAAGCAGCUUCUCGGAGCAGGUGUCAGCAGCCGCAAACUCCCCACCACACUGGAGCAGAGAGGAAGAAGGGAACUUUAUUUUUUACUUUUUUUAUCACACCCCUCUGCGUCCUGUCUUUUCCCAUCUGCUGCAGCGCGCGCACACAGCAGGCCUAUGUUGUGUUUUUAAUGUUUUCUAAAAUGGUAUCCAAGCUGACAUCCCUGCAGCAGGAGCUCCUCAGCGCCCUGCUGGACUCAGGAGUUACCAAAGAUGUUCUGAUCCAGGCCCUGGAUGAUAUGGACCCCAGCCCGACGGGCUUUGGAGUAAAACUGGAGAGCCUGCCCAUGUCCCCCGCUCCGCCUCAGAGCGUCAAGAUGAACGGGGCGGACACCGACUCGAAGCCCGUCUUCCACACGCUCACCAACGGCCACAGCAAGGGUAAGCUCUCCGGGGAUGAGGGCUCCGAGGACGGGGACGACUACGACACCCCGCCGAUACUGAAGGAGCUCCAGUCGCUCAACACGGAGGAGGCCGCCGAGCAGAGGGCGGAGGUGGAGCGCAUGUUGGCAGAGGAUCCAUGGCGUGCUGCCCGCAUGAUCAAAGGUUACAUGCAACAGCACAACAUCCCCCAAAGGGAGGUGGUGGACGUCACGGGGCUUAACCAGUCUCACCUUUCCCAGCACCUCAACAAAGGCACGCCCAUGAAAACACAGAAGCGAGCGGCCCUCUACACCUGGUAUGUCAGGAAACAGCGGGAAAUUCUCCGACAGUUCAACCAGGCAGUGCAAGGCUCUGGCAGCAACAUGAUAGACAAAGGCAAUCAGGAUCCGAUGUUUUUUUUCCCAGAGUACAACCCAACCAGUCAGGGCAUGGGCCAGCCUGGUGACGAGGUCGGCAGCGAACCCUCCUGCAAGAAAAUGAGACGUAACCGUUUCAAAUGGGGUCCUGCAUCCCAGCAAAUCCUGUACCAGGCCUAUGAACGGCAGAAGAACCCCAGCAAGGAGGAGAGGGAAGCUUUGGUAGAAGAGUGCAACAGAGCCGAGUGUCUCCAGAGAGGCGUCUCCCCUUCCAAAGCUCAGGGCCUCGGCUCUAAUCUGGUCACUGAAGUGCGAGUCUAUAACUGGUUUGCCAACCGACGUAAAGAGGAAGCCUUCAGGCAGAAAUUAGCCCUGGACGCCAUCAACGUACCGCCACACAGCAUGAACCCUCUGCUGUCACACAGCUCGCCACAUCAUAACAGCACUUCACCUCCCAUGCGUUACAGCCAAGGCCCCGGUGAGGUCACCUCCUCCACGGCCAUCAGUCACCACAGUAGCAACGCGAUGGCGACCAGCCAGUCAGUGCUCCAGCAGGUGUCUCCGGGAGGAUUGGACCACAGCCACAAUCUGCUGUCACCUGACGCCAAGAUGAUUUCAGGUUCAGGUGGAGGACUUCCUCCAGUCAGCACACUGACCAACAUCCACAGUUCCCAUCACGGCCACCAGCAGACACAGAACCUCAUCAUGCCCCUAACUGGAGUCAUGGCCAUAGCACAGAGUUUAAACACAUCGCAAUCUCAGACAGUGCCAGUGAUCAACAGCGUGGCGGGCAGCCUUGCAGCGCUGCAACCGGUGCAGUUUUCCCAGCAGCUCCACAGCCCCCACCAGCAGAGCCUGAUGCAGCAGUCCCCCAGCCACAUGAGCCAGCAGCCGUUCAUGGCUACUGUCACACACUCGCACAUGUAUCCUCACAAGCAAGAGCCCCCGCAAUAUUCCCACCCGUCACGUUUCCCCUCGGCCAUGGUGGUCACAGACGCCAACAGCAUCAGCACCAUCAGCUCCAUGUCCUCGAGCAAGACGGACGCUCCUGUAAACAAGAUGGUGCAACUCGGGGGUCUCUCCUGGUGUCCUCUUCAAGCUUGGUGAGAGCGUCCACCUGACUUCCUCGGUGCCCAGCAACCGGAGCACAUUUUUCCACCCUCUCACUGCGGUAACCAUGACAACUCUUAAUAACCGGCAACGGCGUGCUGGAUGAUGAGUCAGUCAACAAAACAAGAGGAGCAGCGUCGACGGUGGGCCAGGCGGUGAAAUUGAGAAAUGGGUACAGAGAGGGGGGAAAAGGAAAAAAAACCUCACUGCACCUGAGAGUGAGGAGACUGGAUCCCCCUCUGUCGCACACAAAUGAUCAACAAGGAUGAUUUUAACACAAUCUUUGAAAACAGUAUUCAGUUUUUUUUAAUCCCCCCUGUCAUCCUCUUUUUCUGACACUACAAAGGAACAAAAACCAAGCAUCCAAAAAGUGCUCACAAACUGCUGCGGUACGGACUUGAAUGAAGGCUCUGGGACAUCUUACACUGUGAUUUAAGGUGGAAUUAUGAAGAAACCCUGACACUAACAGAGACACUGAUCAGCCUCUGUGAAGGCUGAAAGACUCACAACAAGUUCCUGGAUGCCUCCUUCCACACUUUGCCUUGCACGUGAGCAGAACUGUGUGACAAUCACAAAAACCCCGUAUUGAUCUUGUGCAUGUAUGUGACAUUCUUACUGGGCUUUAAAGGAGUCUUCCAUGUUAUUCUUUCACGCUCAGUUUUGCUGUGCUAGCGUUAGUGCAGGUGAUGAAUGCGAGGAAUUCAUCAUUUGGAGUUGUUCAAUGUGUAAACUGUGAUUGAAAAGACUUUGACAAUCUUGAAAGGACUAUGCAAUGCGUCAAUAGUUGUAUGCAAUGCUUUGAAUAACUGGAUUCUGCACAGAACUCCACACACUCGAGACUGGAAAUGAAUAUGCACUAUCAAUGAAGUCACCAAUAGGUAUAUAUAUAGAUGUGCUAUAUAGGUAUAUAUACUGGAGUUGCUGUUGAUAAAGCUGCCUUUAAAAUAACACAAAAGCAGAUGGAUGUGACAAAUAUGCCAAAGAAUAAGAGUCAGCCUGCAAUGUCUACGCAGGGAGGGCUGACUCACACACUUUAACUGUGGCCCUUCCCCUCCAUGUUGUUUGCACACAGGUUCAGGUGAAUUUCAGGAAUGGGACUCACCCUCCUCCUCCUUCUCCCACUUCCUGCCUCAAUGUGAAGAGAUACCAAAUAGGACAAAUAUUGUUAAUAACUCCUCAUCAUAAGUCAGGACCCCCCUGGGGGUGGUUAGAAUGAAAAUAUUGACAAGUAUUCAGAAACAAAACAGUCAUCUUAGUCUGGUAUUUUGUGCAGGAGAGAGACAUGAAAGACGGCGGUGUUGUGACAGCAGCUGCUCUAAUCAUGAAGGAAUCCACAAAGACUGAGAGCUGUUGGGGAAAGGAGUAGCUGCUGUGGGCACAGACGCCCACACACAGUUCCAGUUUCACUCAUACUUUGACUUUGCUGGGUGAGAAAGGUCGAGAUGGGGACCAAAUAUGGCAGCAUUACAUCAUCACUAUACUACCCAUGUUUCUACGAGACAAAAAAAAGCAAUGUCGACUAUCAAACCCUGCAUAUCGCAAGCGUGUCAGAUCCAGUCUCCUGUUCAAUAUUAGGUCAUUACAUUUGUUAUUAUUAUGUUGGUUGGUCUGUGACUGUUAUUAUAGGCACAUCUACUGCCAUCUGAUCAGAGGGCACUCUUACUUGUGUGACAGGACAUGAUUUUUUUUUUUCUCCUCCUAAUGUAUUAUUUUUGUAUAAAAAUUGAAAUCAAUCAUAAAUCAUUAUUUAUACUUUCUGAGAAAAUGUUGAUAUUUCAAGUAAAAGUUUUUUUUCAAAAUGAA